UCUGAACGUUCGGUUCGGAAGAGCAUGGUGGAUUUUUUUCAACGACAGACGGUUUAGAAGACCUUGUUUACAGCUUUUGUUAGGCUUUUCGAAGCGUGCUGCGACUGCAUUUGUCGUGGACUUGAACUUGAACCAACAGCUGUUUUGGGGGAAAAACGACAAAUGGUUCGUUGUUUACGCCAUAUCUGCUUACCAACACCGGUUUACCUGUCAUGGACACACACAUGAUACCGAAGUUCGCCUCGAAGGACGAGGAAAUUGACUACUGGAAGGCACUGUCCGUGAAGUACAAGAAUAGUUACCAGGAGGCGCAGGAGGAGCUGUUGGAGUUCCAGGAGGGCAGCAGGGAGCUGGAGGCCGAGCUGGAGACGCAGCUGGGCCAGGCGGAGAACCGCAUGCGAGACCUGCAGGCCGAGAACCAGCGGCUGCACAACGAGAACGAGUCCCUCAAGGAGAAACUGGAGCACCAGUACUCACAGAGCUACAAGCAGAUCUCCAUGCUGGAGGAUGACUUAGGCCAGACCAGGAGCAUCAAGGAGCAGUUGCACAAGUACGUGAGGGAGCUGGAGCAGUCCAACGAUGACCUGGAGAGAGCCAAGAGGGCCACUAUAGUGUCCCUGGAGGACUUCGAGGGGCGCCUGAACCAGGCCAUCGAGAGGAACGCCUUCCUGGAGAGCGAGCUGGAUGAGAAGGAGUCACUCCUCGUCUCCGUGCAGAGACUGAAAGAUGAGGCCAGAGAUCUGAGGCAGGAGCUGGCGGUGAAGGAGCGUGUGACGGACGUAUGUAGGAAGUCGGCCCCCAGCUCACCCACGCUGGACCACAACGGUGACAAGAUGGACUCCGCCACGCAGGCCUCACUCUCGCUGCCCGCCACGCCACUGGCCAAGAGCCUAGACAACGCCUUCACCACCCAGAAAGCUCCCUCAGUGCUGUCCAAUGGCUGUGCCAGUUCAGCAUUAACGCCCUCUGCCAGAAUCACAGCCCUCAACAUUGUGGGGGACCUCCUUCGGAAAGUUGGGGCCUUGGAAUCCAAGCUGGCGGCUUGCCGUAACUUUGCCCGAGACCAGGCGGCCAGGAAGAACUACGCCACCAACAGCAAUGGCAACCUGGUCAACGGGGACGUCACCAAGUUCUCACACGCACUGCACACCUCAUACUUCGACAAAGCCAGGACGAUGAACGGACUGGAUCCUGGUGCCCUGAGUGUUCUAGCCGCCCCAAACGCCCCAUCGCCAUCAACUCUGGUGCCACUCAGUGUGUGACACACACACACUACGUCACACACACACACACACACACACACGCACACGCACACAGCCCCUCACUUUUAGCCACUCAAGCCAAUGUGUAUACAGGCAAAAAGAAAUCACACUUGCUAUAUAUUUAUCUAAUGGUGAAACGCUGAACACUGCACUACUGGAAUCAGCCAAUUCCCAGUGGCUAAAGCCUGGUUCAGACUCCUCCUUCAGUUGCAGGAUACGUAUUAUCAGCGGCGGGUGGCGGCAGAUCACGUACCCAAACAGCCACCACACCCCCCUCUUUAGAGCUGAAACGACCCCUUGCAGCACUCAACGUAUAUAUCUCUCCCAGACUGAUUGUCCGUAAUCUGCCGCUACCCUCCCGCUGACAGUACGUGUCCUGCAACUGAAGGAGGAGUGUGAACCAGGUUUUAGAAGUACUGUAUCUCCUUAGGCAAAAAAUGGCUCAGUCACUCUGCCCCAGCCGCCACAUCCCCAUCCCGGGUCAAAAGUGCAUUAGUGAGUCCAAACAUAUGGCCAUUGUACAUACGUGUACCUUCUAUAUGUAUUGCUCUACUCGUUUUGUAUGUAUGUAUGUAUACAUCUGUAUCUAUGUAUGUAUGUUUUCAAAGUAAUCUAUAGGAUGUAAUUGUACACAUCGAAAAGUCAUCACUUAAACAUUGGAGGGAAGGAAAGUGACAGUUGGGACAAAAUGGAGGGAAUUGUUGGUUUCAGGUGUGAGGGAACACACUUUGUUACCUUGAAGUAAGGAAAUAGACGAGACGAGAUGGGAGGGAAGGAAGAAAAAAAGAGACAGGAGAGAUGGAGGAGGAGGGAAGUGUGGAAUGAAUUCGGACGUAAAGGAACAAGACGGAGCAAGAGUGCUGAGCUCAGCUCCUCACGUUUCAUUGAAGGAGGCCAGUCACACACACACACACACACACACACACACACACACACACACACACACACACACACACACACACACACACACACACAAACCUUCACCGCAUUCGUGAUGCCGCAGAAAUGAUCAAAUCUAUGCAGUUAUGAAUUACAAUGCGUUUUGAUUAACAAAUUGUCGUGCGCAUGCACACUGCAGCAUCACAAAUGUGGCCAGCGCUUACAGGGUUCUACUUUCUACAGAGACCUUAGAGGGACGAACAACGCCUGGCACCACUUUUAUUAUUUGAAUACAUUUUGAAUAUACAUGUAUGAGCCUCAAUUAUAUGGGGAGGAUGCAGUUUAUAACUCCUCUGAUGCACAUGGACCUUAUUUUAGAGAAUGUAGCGCACAUGGUCUAUGCAUGCAUACACAAACACACACACAGUCACACACUGUAUCGUGCACCCCCCUCUCUCACACACACGUACACUCUUCUGCUGUAGACAGCUACUGUACCUGCACGUAUACAGUAUGCCCUAAUUACAGCCAUCCAUUUUCAGUCUACUGUAUAUGGGCCAGUUGGACUCCCGCUAUUUUCCCCCUUUAUAUUUAUUUAUUUGAGUCCCAAAAAAUACGAGCGUUUUCUUUUAUUCCUGGGUUUUAUUAAUUUAUUGCUGCCUUUUUCCUCCAACUAAGUGAAGGUAUAAUGCUGCCAUGGCAGCAUACCGUUUGUGAUGCUGCACCACUAUUGAAGGAAUUGACAGAAUAAGAGAUGUUUAGGAUAUUUUUUCUUCUAUCGAACACUGUGUAGAAAUUCUGCGGGCCAGUAAAGUGUUCAUCACGGUUUUGACUAACUGACUGAUGUGUGUGAAGGAGGUGACUACAAUAAGGCUCUUGCCCGUCUACCUAUCUCGGAUUCUGAUUAUUUUGUCCUCAAUGGCCAGAUUAUGGUCCUUACAUUUUUUUGUUUUAUUGUUUUGUUUAUUAAUUUGCCUUUAUUUGUGUGUUUUGGGCUCCCGUAGUACACUCUGAAACUUCUGUCACACAGCUCUGUUUGUCAUUGAGGAGAAAAAGGAAAAAAACCCUCCAUUUACUGGUAGAGGUAGUGCUUCCUCGUCAAGAUAUACCUUACAUUUUCUUAUCAAUUUAACUGGAUUCUUUGUUGUUGGUUCACGUUUACAUUUUGACCUAUACAAACAUAAUAAAUUGGAUUCCAGAACUUAAAAACAUGCUUUUAAAAAUGAAUUUUAAAUUUGUUGUUUUAACAGACUUCUAGUGUGUGAUGUCCUUUGCCAUCCAUUGUACAUAUGUUUAUGUUUUUAUAAAUUAUUUUAUGCUUAUUUAAACAUGUGUACAAAGUCAUCCCUUUGUUAAGUGUUAUGAGAUAUUAAAGCUAUUUUGACUUGAA
Molecule: messenger RNA, 3531 nt
Organism: Engraulis encrasicolus (European anchovy)
Lineage: Eukaryota; Metazoa; Chordata; Actinopteri; Clupeiformes; Engraulidae
Gene: ndel1a
Product: nudE neurodevelopment protein 1-like 1a
Exons: 9
Coding region: 213-1262 (349 amino acids)
Biological process (GO): centrosome localization; mitotic centrosome separation; cell migration
Cellular component (GO): kinetochore; centrosome; kinesin complex
Molecular function (GO): microtubule binding
Source: RefSeq, a predicted model, not a curated record